CAAGUGAAUGUAGUGACUGGUGUCACUUCUGGAUAAAAGUUAAAAAGAAGGAAGGCAGGGCAGGUUCAAAAGUUGAGAAGGUGGCUGGGUGACUAACAGAUGGAGAUCUGGGAGAGCCUCUUAACUCCCACUCACACCACUGUCCAACCGGAAAAUGUCACUUGGGCUUUUGGAGAUGUUGGGCAGAUGUUUCCUGUGAGUUUGCUAAAUAUGGAGAUGGUGCAAGUUGUAACUCCCCCUGGAUACUGCCUCUCUAACUUUAUUUCAGCCUUAGCCCAGCUUUUGGCAGGCACUGGGCUUUUGUGAGAACUAGCGUCAGACAGGAGCCCUGAAUCGUCCACCAGUCAGAAUUCUACCUGUUCUCAUUCUAUGAGCCAACCAACAGGUAGCCCCUGAUUGGGUACAGUAUGUAAGGGACCAGGAUCUGAGUGGAAAUUUUCCCCCUGUAACUUCUGUGCCCCUUGACCCUAGUUUUGCUCUGUGGGACUAAGGAAUGUACCUUGCUCCUUUCUGAGUUUGGUUUGUUGGAUUUUUCUGCAGUGGAAAAAAUAAUCUGGGGAAAGAUACUGAGUCACAUGUAGUCAGGAGAUGAUGAGAAACAGGCUCCAUAUUCUAGUUAGUGGCCGGAAAGACCAUUCUCAUUCCUGUAUUUAUUUUUCCACCCCAGCUUUUCCUGUCUUCUCUCCCUUCUCUCCUUGUGUUCUGCCAUGAGCUUUUCUCUGUCCCCUUGGAGGGGCAGUGCUCUUUGAAGUAGGACAUGUAUGGAGGGCAGAGGGUUAGUUGAUGCCCACUAGCUUGGGGUUUCCCCUCUGUUCCACUCUUCCAGCUUUGGCUAGGCAAUCAGCGGAUUAAUGCCUUGGCCAUGCAGUGAGGAUCUGGCUAUCUGCUCAUCCUUUUGGACUAGUUCAGGUACUCAGCAAUGCCUAUGUAACUGUCCAGGCCUGCCCUUCUCUGCCACUGCCACUAUAUAACAUGGGCCUAGGGCUGAUGUGCAUAUCCUCCAUGCCCCCCACCCAGGCCUGUCUUCAUUUAUCUGAACACUCACAGUCUCCUCCUCAGGAAGUGCCAGAGCCUAUAGUGGCUGUAGACAUGUGUGUGUGAGUGUGUGUUUGGAUGUCAGAAGCCUCAGCAGGAAAUGCCUCAUCACAGGAGCUCCUAUCAGCCUCCUUGAACAACAACGUGGGCUCACUGGCCCUUGGCUCCGACUCCAUUCACUCCCAGCCUCGCACACUGGACCAUGCAGGACCCCUGCGGCCUCAGCCUCCUCCUGUUCUACUGCUUCCUGGCGGGGAGCCUGGCGCAGGAUGACUAUGAUGGGGAGAAUAACAACGGAAAUGAAAGUGCAGAUGCCCACAACAAUGAGACCUCCUCAACCUCCAUCCUCUGCCCGAGGAGCUUCCCUGGUGAGAAGAUGAACUUCAAUAAUACCACCUAUCUGUGUAUUGGGACGGAAUCCAGGGAGUACCUGUUCAACUGGGUCUCCACAUCCUUGGUCCCUUCACUCUACACUUUUGUCUUCUUGGUGGGCUUGCCUGCCAAUGGCUUAGCUUUGUGGGUGCUGGCUACCAAGAUCCAGAGACUGCCUUCCACCAUCUUUCUGAUGAAUCUUGCCGUGGCUGAUCUGCUCCUUGUUCUGGUCCUACCCUUCAACAUCUCCUAUUACUUCAUGGGUCAUCACUGGGUCUUUGAGGAGGGACUCUGUCGCCUAGUGACUGCCUUUUUCUACGGAAACAUGUACUGUUCCAUGUUGCUCCUGGCCUGCAUCAGUCUGGACAGGUACCUGGCCAUUGUCCACCCGUUCUUCUCCCGUUCUGUGCGCAGCCCCACUUUUGCUGCCUGCCUUUGUGCCAUUGUCUGGCUUGGGGCAGCCUCCCUCUCCCUGCCCCUGGCUGUCCAGCGCCAGUCCUACCCAUUGCAUGGCAGUUCUGGGCACAUCCUGUGCCAUGAUGUGCUCCCCCAGGAUGAGCAGGCCAACCAGUUCCUGAAUAUCUUUGUCUGCCUUGUCGUUUUGGGCUUCUUCCUCCCACUGCUGGUCAUUCUCUUCUGCUAUGGUUCUGUCAUCUACGCCCUGGUGGUCAGUGGGGAAAGGUACAGCUAUGCCAUCAAACUCACUGUGCUGGUGCUGGUCUCAGCCGUCAUACUCUUUACUCCCAGCAACAUACUGCUGCUCAUCCACUAUUCUGACCCCAGGACCAAUGGCUUUGGAAACCUCUACUUCUGGUACAUUCCCAGCUUGGCCAUCAGCACCCUCAACAGUUGUGUGGACCCUGUCAUUUAUUACUACGUAUCUGAAGAAUUCAGGGACAAAAUAAAGAGAAAGUUUUGUCAGCAGAACAAGCACAUGCUCACAGUCCAGAAAACUUCUAAGGAAGAUGUCCCUGGGCUGGGUACCCGUUCCACAUCUCUGGUAUAGAAAUUCAUUUGAUGCACACAAGCUCUGGUCUGAAGAUAGGAGACAGUGGCUUUCUGACUCUUGCAUAGAAGGGCCUAUUUAUCUGUAUCAGCCCCAAGGGAAUCUCCCUUGUCAUUGCCUCUCAGUUCUCUGUGGUCCCACCUUCAUCCUUGCCACAGUAAACUUUGGAAAGAUGAGAGGGCUUAAGCAUGAGAGCUUCUGCACUCUGCCCCCUGCUUCCACUUCAUCAAGAGGACUUUCACCUUGAAGACCCAACUCCAUUUCCAGGGAGGUCCAGGACACUGUUCCUUAUUGGAUAUGUACUGAUGGAUCUGAGGCUGUCUGUGCUAAGAAAGAGAAAAUUUGGUGGGGCAAGAAGUUAUGGUAGGGUGGGUGAUGGGUGGAUCUGCCUUCUAGUGAUUGAUGAAAGAAAGAAGAUUAUGAUAUUCUACUUGGUCAAAGAAGGAAGAAACAGGACCAGAGCUUGGGGAGGGACUUGUAUACAGAUUUUGACCAAUGUGUGAAAAAAUCUCCUCAUGAGAAGAGCUGCCAAAAAGUAGAAUGGGUGCCCAGGAGGAGGUGAGCUCCUAGAGAUACUGAAGGAAAGGAGGAUGACUUGGCAAUGUGAUGUAGUUAUGUCAUACCAUGCUUCAGGCAAGGAGUUGAAAUUCCCCACCACCUCCAACUUCCCAUGCCUUGUUUUCUUGAGGUUGAUGUCUGCAGGACUUGAGAUCUAUCUCUAAGGGGGUGUUGCGUUGCUACCUGAACUAUCAAGAUCCCAUAUUUCUCCUUCCUCAGGGGAGGUUGUUCCUGCUGGCUGGGUUUAUUCUGCCCAUAAAUCACUCCAUCUUUUCUUAUGGUUAUGGCUGUAGAGAAGGCUCUACUGAAUGGAGAACUGAUUAAAGCCCAAUCAGAUUCUAAUCAGGUUCUUCUUGUGUGACUCAGCAAAUAAAAGUAAAGGUUCAUGACUAA
Messenger RNA from Sarcophilus harrisii (Tasmanian devil), 3364 nucleotides. RefSeq names its product F2R like thrombin or trypsin receptor 3 (gene F2RL3). The transcript is spliced from 2 exons. Gene Ontology annotation, cellular component: membrane. The record is from RefSeq and is a predicted model, not a curated record. Gene Ontology annotation, molecular function: thrombin-activated receptor activity. Lineage: Eukaryota; Metazoa; Chordata; Mammalia; Dasyuromorphia; Dasyuridae. Bases 1238 to 2413 code for a protein of 391 amino acids. Gene Ontology annotation, biological process: thrombin-activated receptor signaling pathway; blood coagulation; positive regulation of Rho protein signal transduction.